AAUCGGGGGCGGCGGUCUGUGAGUUUUUUUUAAAAGCGGCAUGCGGGAAAGGAGGCAUGUGCCCGUUCAGACACAUCAGCGGGGAGAAGACGGUUGUCUGCAAACACUGGCUACGGGGGCUGUGCAAAAAGGGUGACCAGUGCGAGUUUCUGCACGAGUAUGACAUGACCAAGAUGCCUGAGUGUUACUUCUACUCCAAAUUUGGGGAAUGCAGUAACAAAGAAUGUCCAUUCUUGCACAUUGACCCGGAGUCUAAGAUCAAAGACUGUCCCUGGUAUGACAGAGGCUUCUGUAAACAUGGUCCCCUCUGCCGACACCGACACACCCGAAGAGUCAUUUGUGUGAAUUACCUGGUAGGAUUCUGUCCCGAGGGCCCUACCUGUAAAUUCAUGCACCCUCGAUUUGAACUGCCAAUGGGAACCACAGAGCAACCACCACUGCCUCAACCAACACAAACCCAGCAAAAGAGGACACCCCAAGUCAUUGGAGUCAUGCAGUCUCAAAAUAACAACACCGGGAACAGAGGACCCCGGCCGUUGGAGCAGGUCACCUGCUACAAGUGUGGUGAAAAAGGUCAUUAUGCCAACAGAUGCACCAAAGGACAUCUGGCCUUUCUCAGUGGACAGUGAAAGAGCUGAAGGAAGAGUGCAGGGGAGCUGUUAGCACUGAGCAAAGGUUUCUGCCUAGCGCUAUGUUUUGAACUAUUAAUCAGGUUGUUUUUUUAAUGCCAUUACCGAAAGAACUGGUCAGAGGCUGGCUGCUGCUAAGCAACAUUUUUGUAAUCGUCCUCAAGGGUUUUUUUAUGUUUUAACCUUUUUAAAAAUCGAUUUGGGCCUCGGCCUGUUGUCAUUGAGCCCUGCUGAAAGGUAGUUCCAAAAGCCAAUAGAGGCACAACCCCCUCUCUGGUGCAGCACUCCACGUAAACGCGUCUUAACGCCAGUGUUCCUUUAAAGUAUUUUCCUUCUGCCACUUCUCUUUGGAGAACCUGCAGCGUUUCAGCCCUCCCUGUGGAAGCAGGAAGACUGACUGGAAAAAAAAAAUUAAUACUGGAAAUGCCUUCCCUUCAGUGAGGAAACAGGGAUUCUGCCACCCUGUGGCUCUUGAAAAGCAAAGUCGUGUUCCCAGGUCCAGCCUGCCGUAGUCGG
Merops nubicus (carmine bee-eater) is the source of this 1145-nucleotide messenger RNA. RefSeq names its product cleavage and polyadenylation specific factor 4, 30kDa (gene CPSF4). The transcript has 7 exons. NCBI's taxonomy places the organism in Eukaryota, Metazoa, Chordata, Aves, Coraciiformes, Meropidae. The record is from RefSeq and is a predicted model, not a curated record. The annotation marks the transcript as partial. Gene Ontology annotation, molecular function: RNA binding; zinc ion binding.